Colletotrichum higginsianum IMI 349063 is the source of this 1110-nucleotide messenger RNA. RefSeq lists its product as uncharacterized. Lineage: Eukaryota; Fungi; Ascomycota; Sordariomycetes; Glomerellales; Glomerellaceae. The transcript is spliced from 2 exons. Bases 1 to 1110 code for a protein of 369 amino acids. The record is from RefSeq and is a predicted model, not a curated record.
AUGCGUCUCCCCGUCGAGUACCAACCGCUUUGGUGCCCGGACAGAGACGGAGGCAGCCACCACCAGAACCCAAGCCGAGAGCCGUCCAUCUUCGACGGGCCACGCCCACUGCACCGCGAGGGUCGGCAGGUCUCGAGAGAGGCCCAUCAGACGACAGCCGCCGGAGACGGGUCGUCUGGUGUGACCGCCGAACCGGCCGACGGAGCCCGGUGCUCUCCGGAAAACCAGAGCCGCCAGGGUGGCAUCGGGCAAGAGCCGCGUUCCGCCUCGAUCCGGUCCACUAGUUUGGACUCCGGUACCCGGCAACCCGUGCAUGUGAGAACCUCCCAACUGCCGGCGACAACGCCGUCCGGGUCGGCGUGGGCUAAUCUUGGCCAGCCCGCUGGCCUGACAGUUGCCCCUUUGAGGAUCCAGAAAGCAGCCGACCAGAGCCCGGCACCCGCUAGGGAGGGACCAUUUUCCCCAGCCUGGGCCACAUCGGGCCGUUACCUGCCGAGUGGCCAGCAGGCCGGCCACUCCAUACCAAACUUGCAUGGCCCGAGGCCGCAACCCCAAAGGAAACGCGGAGCCGCCCACGGACCCCAUGGUGUUCGUGUGGUACCCGAAUCGCCUCCCACGAACAACGCCUCUACCGCUGCCACGCAGCCCGGCGAGGCCGAGGUGCGUCAUGAAACUCUCGCCGUUCCUGAUCCCUUGCCUCGUCCGUCUUCCGGCGCACUGAGGUUCGAGGAUAUAGACCACCCCGGGGUGCAACAGGCAGGGCAGAAACGCGGCCUAUUCCAAGCUGUGACUGGCCUGGUUUUCAAAAGCCCCUCGAUCGAGAAACCGAGCACCAAUCCCGUCGUCAACCUCGUGAUCGUACCGAGGUACAUCCUUGCGAACAGCCAGUUGGUGGAUCUCGAGAGUGAGAACGCAAGAGUCUAUGGAGUCCUUCUGAAAGAGACGAACUGCGAAGAUCCACCGAAGCCUCGUGAUGAAUCUCAGUACAAGCGCGACAGUGGCAUCGUCGUUGAGGACUCUAGCGAGGCAAGACGGAGCAGCACGUCGUCUCAUUGGAGUUCCUUGAACAGCGAAGUGGAGGUUUCUCCAAGGUCCAGCUGGUCAGAGUGA